UCGUCCAGUCGUGCAAACUGCAAGUAAGAAGUUAGUGCAGGCUCGAUCUCUUAGGAUCUGCCACCACCGGUCGCAAUGAAGAGUCUGGCUGAAUUCUGUGUACGUUUCGACAACCCAUAUGCAAUUUAUUACAGCGGGCAGCAAGUAACCGGACGAAUCUACAUACGGCUGGUGAGACCGAAGAGAAUGCGAGGUGGGGAGAUAACACUCCCUCCGGGGGAACAUUACUACCCCUUCAGUCUGAUUCUCCCGCAAACUCUCCCGUCGUCGUUCGAAGGGCAGCUGGGCCACGUGCGGUACAUCUGCAAAGGGCUCGUCCUCCGCCCUUGGAGGUUCGACCACGAGUGCAAGUUCGCCUUCACCGUCUUGAACCCUCUGGACUUGAACUUCGAACCGAAUUUACAGGACCCUCUACAUUCCACCAGAGAAACCUACCUGGGCUGUUGCUGUUGCCGCUCAGGUCCCUUGACGCUUGUAGUGUCCUCGAAACUGCAAGGGUAUGUUCCUGGACAGAAAAUCCAAGCUGUGGUCGAGGUUGACAACCCAACAAAGAAAGAUGUGACAGUAAAAUGCGCUCUAAUUCAGACGUCGACGUUCACGGGCGCGUGGCAGGCGUGCACGCAGACGAAGGCUGUGAACGUCCCCGUGGCGCAGUGCACGCUGGGCCACGUGCCGCGCCGCAGCUCCCGGACGACGCCCGUGGACCUGCAGGUGCCCGCCCUGCCGGCCUCCCACCUCCGCAACUGCAGCACCAUGGACAUCGCC
Molecule: messenger RNA, 765 nt
Organism: Gryllus bimaculatus (two-spotted cricket)
Lineage: Eukaryota; Metazoa; Arthropoda; Insecta; Orthoptera; Gryllidae
Source: the annotation of a GenBank genome assembly